GGAGCAGCUGCUCCAACGGCCGCGCCGAAAAGAGGGCGGCUUCCCGGGCAGGCCCGCCGCUGCAGCCUGACUCGGAAGUGCGGAGAGGGGUGUUGGGAACUCGGGGCGCGCGAGAACGCCGCCGCCGCCCGGGACAGCCCGGAGGUGGGUAGCUGGUGACCGCAGCGGGUCCCGGGGACGUUUUAGAGACUCUCACCCUGGGCAUCGGGACCACUUGUCACGAGAAGCAAUGCUGCCUCCGUGGGAACUGUCUUUUUACGUGCUCGCGUCACUAGGCUUCCACUUCUACUCUUUCUACGAAGUCUACAAAGCCUCCAGAGAACACGAAGAGCAAUUGGACCAAGAAUUUGACCUGGUGAUUGGCACUUUGUUUGGAGGAUUAAAGAAGGACCGGACUGACUUUGAGUGGAGCUUCUGGAUGGAGUGGGGGAAGCAGCGGCUGGUGUGGCUUCUCCUUGGCCACCUGGCUGUGUCGCAAAUGGCCAACCAGAUUGCGAGGAAGCACAGACCCUGGAUCCUCACCGCCUACGGAAUGUGGGCCUGCUGGUGUGUGCUGGGGGCCCGGGGAACAGCCAUGAUUUUUCUCCACACCAUCGUUGCCUUCUGCGUAGCCCAGUUCCGGUCGCUGUUCCUAUCCUGGCUCUGUUCUCUCCUCCUGCUCUCCACACUGAGGCUGCAAGAUGUGGAGGAGAUGAAGAGAGGGUGGUACAAGACAGAAAACGAGUACUACUUGCUGCAGUUCACGCUGACCGUUCGCUGCCUGUACUACACCAGCUUCAGCCUCGAGUUCUGCUGGCAGCAGCUGCCCGCUGGGCGCACCUUCUACUCCUUGCCCUGGAUGAUGGCCUACGUCUUCUAUUACCCGGUCUUCCACAACGGGCCCAUCCUCAGCUUCCCGGAGUUCAUCGGGCAGAUGCAGCAGCAAGAGCCCUGCUCCCUGAAGAUGAGCGUCUCCGUCCUCGCCCGGGGGCUGGGCCGCCUCUUCUGCUGCUGGUGCCUGGCCGAGCUGAUGGUUCACCUCAUGUACAUGCACGCCAUCUACGGCAGCGCCCCGCUCCUGAGGACCGUCUCUUGUUGGACCUUAGGAGGACUGGCGCUGGCCCAGGUGCUCUUCUUCUACGUGAAGUACUUGGUGCUCUUUGGCAUCCCGGCCCUGCUCAUGCGCCUGGACGGACUCACGCCGCCGCCCCUCCCGCGCUGUGUCAGCACCAUGUUCAGUUUCACGGGCAUGUGGAGGUAUUUUGACGUUGGACUUCACGAUUUCUUGAUCAGGUACGUGUACAUCCCAGUGGGCGGGUCCCAGCAUGGUCUGCUGGGGACGCUGUUUUCCACCGCGACGACUUUUGCAUUUGUGAGCUACUGGCAUGGUGGGCACGACUACCUCUGGUGCUGGGCAGUGCUCAACUGGCUGGGAGUCACCGUGGAGAAUGGAGUCCGGAGGCUUGUGGAGACCCCGUGCAUCCAGGACAGCCUGGUGCAGUUCCUCUCCCCACAGGCUCGCCGGCGAUUCCACGCGGCCCUCGCCUCUUGUUCCACCUCCAUGCUGAUCCUGUCCAACCUGGUGUUUCUUGGGGGCAGCCAAGUGGGGAAGAUCUACUGGAACAGGAUCUUCAUACAAGGCUGGCCGUGGGUGACCCUCUCUGUCCUGGGAUUCCUGUACUGCUACUCCCACGUGGGCAUCGCCUGGGCCCAGACGUACUCCGAGAACUGAGGCCAUGGGCCCCGGCUGGCCUUGCGCUCGGCCUCCAAGGCAAAUGGUGCUUCUCCCUGCCCUCACGGCCCACGGUGACCUCCAAGGGGCCAGCGCUUGACCUGCUCCUCCUUUGUGGAAGGGACCUCACUCCAGGACUGGAAGAUUGAACUCUCGUAGAAAAUCGACAACCGGAGUCUCCACCGUCAGGGACACAGAGAUCAUCUCCCCCCACCAUCCUUUUCCUGUUGAGUGAGCUGGGGCCCAGCUGUAGCGUCCUGCCCAUCUGCCCGUGGUGACACUGUGGUCCCCAGUGCCCAAAGGCCCUCUGGGUUUUUUCUCCUUUGCUAAGAAUUAAAAGUAAUGGGCAUUUUUUGACUGAGGCCCAGAAAUCCUGACUGGUGAUAGGCCUGUCCUUCACUGGGCAAUAUUUCCAAAACAUUUUGGUGGCAUUUCCGUGCCCCCCUCCCCCAUGCCCUGCAGUGUGGUCUCAGUAGGGAGGGGGCAGAGUCGCAGCCGUGUUUCUAAUUACCCGGUAAAGUGAUAGAGUGUGUUCCGUGACACUCCAAGGAGCCCGCACCCAAGGAGACCUGUUUUUGGAACUUCAUCGUGGCGACCUACACUUGGCUGCUCGUUCCCUGGGUUUGCAGAGCAGUCACCGUGCAGUGCCCCUACCAGACAGUUCAUCACGUCCACGGAAGGAAGCAGAGUUUAGAAACCAGGGCACAGCGCGCUGCGGACAGGUGCUAUCAGGAGAGUCAUGAAGGGUAAGGAUGGCUUCCCGGGGCCUCCUCUCCCCACCAAGUCCCGCUGCCGUCUUCCCACUCAGUGGUUCGCAUUCAGUGCUUUAUACUGCUUGGUUUUGUUUCAAAUAAAGUGGAGCU
Phyllostomus hastatus (greater spear-nosed bat) is the source of this 2574-nucleotide messenger RNA. RefSeq names its product hedgehog acyltransferase (gene HHAT). Gene Ontology annotation, cellular component: endoplasmic reticulum. Lineage: Eukaryota; Metazoa; Chordata; Mammalia; Chiroptera; Phyllostomidae. The record is from RefSeq and is a predicted model, not a curated record. Gene Ontology annotation, molecular function: palmitoyltransferase activity. The transcript has 12 exons. The coding region runs from base 230 to 1711 and encodes 493 amino acids. Gene Ontology annotation, biological process: protein palmitoylation.